Messenger RNA from Rana temporaria (common frog), 1626 nucleotides. It is a transcript of the gene SKIC8, whose product is annotated as WD repeat domain 61. Lineage: Eukaryota; Metazoa; Chordata; Amphibia; Anura; Ranidae. The record is from RefSeq and is a predicted model, not a curated record. Bases 287 to 1204 code for a protein of 305 amino acids. The transcript is spliced from 10 exons. Gene Ontology annotation, molecular function: protein binding. Gene Ontology annotation, cellular component: Cdc73/Paf1 complex.
UCUAGAACCAGACAUUGGGUCAGCAGCCCACACAGACUGGGCGUCACUCAGCGAAGACCCGGAAGUGAGCCUAGCCUUCCCUCUAGUGCGGGUGAAUGAACACGGUCCUUCUACGUCAUCUGAAAGCGACUGUUAUGUCAGCGGAGGAACCUAGAAACUGCUAUUAGCAACGUGAAGCUGCAGUUCAGUACGGACCCAGGCGCUCCAUUGACUCGGCGGAGAAGGAAGAUAAGCUGGUGUUGUACUAUCAGGAAGCGGCGAGCUCUCCUCCACCCAGUGGCCGGACAUGAGCACACAGUACAGUAUCCUCUACAAGCAAGAGCUAGCCCAUGGUGAUGCCAUAUGGUCAGUAGCAUGGGGUAAGAACACAAAUGAUGGGUCAGAGACAGUUGUCAGUGGUUCCCUGGAUGAUUUGGUGAAGGUGUGGAAAUGGAGUGGUGAGGCGCUGGAUCUUCAAUGGACAUUAGAGGGUCACCAGCUGGGGGUGGUGUCUGUGGAUGUCAGUCACACUGGAAACAUUGCAGCUUCUAGCUCUUUAGAUGCCCACAUUCGCCUCUGGGAUCUUGACUCUGGCAAGCAAAUGCGUUCCAUAGAUGCCGGACCAGUGGAUGCCUGGUCUGUGGCCUUUUCACCAGACUCCCAGCACUUGGCUACAGGAAGCCAUGUGGGAAAAGUGAACAUCUUUGGUGUGGAGACUGGAAAGAAGGAAUUCUCACUUGACACCAGAGGCAAAUUUAUCCUCAGUAUUGCUUAUAGUCCAGAUGGCAAAUAUCUGGCCAGUGGAGCGAUUGAUGGAAUUAUUAACAUUUUUGAUAUUGCAACUGGCAAGCUACUCCACACGUUGGAAGGACACGCUAUGCCUAUCAGAUCUCUGACAUUCUCUCCAGACUCCCAGCUGCUAGUAACAGGUUCUGAUGAUGGAUAUAUAAAAAUCUAUGAUGUGCAACAUGCCAGUUUGGCAGGUACCCUCAGUGGACAUGGCUCCUGGGUUCUGAAUGUGGCUUUCUCCCCUGAUGAUGCUCAUUUUGUUUCUAGCUCUUCUGAUAAAAGUGUAAAAGUAUGGGAUGUCGCUAGCAGAACAUGCGUACAUACGUUCUUUGAUCACCAAGAACAGGUUUGGGGUGUACAGUACAACAGAAAUGGCUCUAAAAUUGUAUCUGUUGGAGAUGACCAAGAGAUCCAUAUUUAUGACUGUCCCAUAUAAAACGUUGUUCUUCAUUGUGGAAGGACUAGGAGAAAUUUCUGGCUUGUCUGCUACUUCUAUAGACUCUCAUCAUACCAGAUCAGGAUGUACACGUGCUGCAGUCUACAAGAGAAUACAUUUGCACAGAACAAACAUCAUGCUGUUUUCAGUGAAAAUUGAAUACCUAUGACUCUCCACAUACGUUAAAAUCUGGUUGUAUAAUCUCCUUUAGAUCUACCAACAAAUAUGUAGUGCAAGGGCUUGCCUGAUUGGAUACAUCCUAAUAUUACAUAGUUUUGGUAAAUCUAAAGUUGGCUGUAAAAUGUAUGGUGACCCCAAAACAGAAAUGUAAGAUGUCUUUUGCAAAUACUUUUUUUUUUUUUUAUAUAUAUUUACCAUUUGUUUUGGCCAUGAACAAGUUAUUAAACUUUUUAAUUUGUGUC